Cuscuta campestris is the source of this 781-nucleotide messenger RNA. Lineage: Eukaryota; Viridiplantae; Streptophyta; Magnoliopsida; Solanales; Convolvulaceae. The record is from the annotation of a GenBank genome assembly.
CUCAAAUGAUCAAACAUGGGAUAUAAAUGGACAUUGUGGAUAAUUUUGAUAUCAGGGGAUGUUUACAGGUAUGGUCAACAACGGGGAGACGAUUCGGCAGAGUUGGAUGAAACACGAUAGAGAGGACGUUGCAGCAGAGCAGUGGGGGCAGAACAGGACAACGGUAGGGAUGCAAAGGGAUGCAACAGAAGGAGGUGGUGGCAGCGGAGUAAUGGAAUCCAGGCUCUCGCCCAAACCCACACUCAUAACUCCAAAGUUUUCACAAUGGAGGGGGUUGAGGCCCCCGCUGGCUCUCGCCAGGGGUCAAUGACCACCGUGCGCACGUUUUUAACCCUCGAGACCACCGGAUGAACGACGUCACCCACGUGACCUUAUUCUCUAGUUUAGUCCAACUUGUGAUUCCCAAUAUCUAAUUCAACUCAAAUCCACCUAAUAUUAUUAAGAGGUCAGUUUCAUAAUUUCCUACUUAACUUAUAACUAGCCACCAAUUCAUUAGUUAGCACCUCUGGUUUAAUUUGUAGUAAUUGCCUACCUUUAUGCUCAAAUUAUAAGAAAGGACUGAAUUGCAACUGUUAACAAUCCUAGAGGUCAAAUUAUAAUUUAUAAAAACUUAAUCUUUGAGUUCUCAUUGGCUUUCUUCUUCGACGCAACACCUUCUGCGAUGCAGGAGUACAUCAGCGGCAUUAUCUGCGGUGAACUCCGUUUUAGCAGAGAAGAAAGACGAGCAGUGGCUUGACGGCAAUCUCCAAGUUCCGGUGAACAGCCGCUUCAAGUUCCAACG